This is a messenger RNA of Sardina pilchardus (European sardine), 1498 nucleotides long. Its product is annotated as stonustoxin subunit beta-like. The transcript has 5 exons. Gene Ontology annotation, molecular function: protein binding. Lineage: Eukaryota; Metazoa; Chordata; Actinopteri; Clupeiformes; Clupeidae. The coding region runs from base 85 to 1068 and encodes 327 amino acids. The record is from RefSeq and is a predicted model, not a curated record.
GUCAGCUGUAGACUCAAACACAGCUCCUCUGAGGUUGUGGUCUCAGUUCUGCUGUCAUAUAUUUCUCAACUGAGUGAGUUGGACAUGAUUGGCUGUGAUCUGCAAACAUCAGAAGAGAAGCUGCUCUCUGGUCUUAGAAACCCAAACUACAAACUCCAGAAACUGAGACUUGCUGGUUGUAAACUGACAGAGGAGUUUGGUGAAGUUUUAGCCUCUACUGUGCAGCACAUGGUCUCCCUGACAGAACUGGACCUGAGUGACAACCACGUGAGCAUCACUGGAAUUCAGCUUCUGAAUGCUGGGCUAAGUCGCCUCAACAGUCAUCUGCAGAUACUAAGACUAGCUGGUUGUAAUCUGACAGAGGAAUCCUGUGAGGCUUUAGCCUCUGCUGUGCAGCACAUGGUCUCCCUGACAGAACUGGACCUGAGUGACAAUUACUUAAACAUCACUGGAAUUCAUCUUUCGAGUGCACUGAAAGGUGACAUCAACUGUAAGCUGCAGACAUUGAGACAUGCCCGUGGAGAACUGAGAAAAUAUGCCUGUGAGCUCACACUGGACCCAAACACAGCACACAGACGUCUCUCUCUCUCUGAGGGGAACAGAAAGGUGACACGUGUGGAUCAGCAGCAGCCGUAUCCUGACCACCCAGAGAGAUUUGACUCCUUCUCUCAGGUGCUGUGCAGAGAGGGUCUGACUGGACGCUGCUACUGGGAGUUUGAGUCGAGUGGUGGUUGGGUUUUUAUAGCAGUGGCCUAUAAGAGCACCCCGAGGACACAGAGGAGUGGGAUUGACAGUGAGUUUGGAUUUAAUGGCAAGUCCUGGAGACUGGACUGCUCUGGUAACAGUUACUCUGUCUGGCACAAUAGUAAGCAGACUGACAUACGUGCCCCCUCCUCCCGCUCCAGCAGAGUAGGAGUGUACCUGGACUGGCCAGCAGGCACUCUGUCCUUCUACAGCGUCUCCUCUAACACACUCACCCACCUGCACACGUUCCACUCCACAUUCACUGAGCCCCUCUAUCCUGGGUUUUAUGUUAUCUCCUCAGUGUUCCUGUGCCAGAUCACAUGACCUCCUAAUCCUGCAGCAGAGGAGAGCCACACACACCUGUUUACACACUCCUGUGUGUGUUUGUUUGUGUGUGUGUGUGUGUGUGUGUGUCUCUCCUGUUCAUCAUCUGUGUUGCCUCUUCCCUCUGACUGUGUUUUCUUCUCCCUCAAUUUCUCUUACUCUGUGUGUGUGUGUGUGGUGUGUGUGUUGCCCCUGUUCCCCUGCUGUGUGUGUGUGUGUGUGUGUGUGUGUGUGUGUGUGUGUGUGUGUGUGUGUGUGUGUGUGUGUGUGUGUGUGUGUGUGUGUGUGUGUGUGUGUGUGUGUGUGUGUGUGUGUGUGUGUGUGUGUGUGUGUGUGUGUGUGUGUUCCUCCUCCUGCCUCCUUUCUGCACCGGUCACUGUUCUCACUGUAUUCACUCACACUGACACACACUCACACACACUAACACACA